AUGGACCAUUUUCCUUCAAACUGGGGCAAAUCUCGUUCCGAAAACACAGAUGCAUACAACACUGUUCCCAUGUACCAAACCGUUCCCGAUCAUCUUGCUGAAUCUGCUUAUGGACCUAUGACGAGAACACAGCAACCCUUGGUCACAGGUACAUCUGUUCUUGCUUUCAAGUAUAGAGACGGUAUCAUGAUGGCUGCAGAUAUGCUUGGUUCAUACGGCUCUUUAGCUCGUUUCCGUGAUAUCAAAAGACUAUAUCCUGUUGGAGAGAGCACUAUUGUUGGCGCCUCUGGCGAUAUUUCAGAUUAUCAAUACAUUCAGCAUCUAUUGGAUUCCCUCAUGGUCCAAGAGCACUGCGCUGACGAUGGGCAUGUUUUAGGUACUCCACAUAUCUACGAAUAUUUAUGGAGAGUCAUGUACCAGAGAAGAUCCAAGUUCAACCCUCUUUGGAACUCUCUAGUUGUUGGUGGUAUCAACAAGGGAGAGAAAUUCCUUGGUUAUGUUGAUUUGAGAGGCACAACCUACCAAUCUACUACAAUUGCUACUGGAUUCGGCGCACAUUUAGCACAACCUAUUUUGAGAAGAAGAGUUGAGGGAAGAGAAGAUGAAUUAACAGAGGAAGAGGCUAUUGAAAUCAUGAACGAAUGUUUGAAGGUAUUGUUUUACAGAGAUGCUAGAUCCAUGAACAAGUUCCAAAGAGCAAAGAUCACCGAAAGUGGUUUAGAGAUUACUGAACCAUACGUUUUGGAGACUGAAUGGGCCUUUGCAGAGAGCAUUCGUGGCUAUGGUGCUUAA
Molecule: messenger RNA, 792 nt
Organism: Mucor velutinosus
Lineage: Eukaryota; Fungi; Mucoromycota; Mucoromycetes; Mucorales; Mucoraceae
Product: Queuosine salvage protein
Exons: 5
Coding region: 1-792 (263 amino acids)
Biological process (GO): proteasomal protein catabolic process
Cellular component (GO): proteasome core complex; proteasome core complex, beta-subunit complex; nucleus
Source: RefSeq, a predicted model, not a curated record